CGGGCGUCAUGUGAUCCGCACUCCUGCGCCUGCAAAGCGGCCGCAUGCAGCCGAGCGCCGGCCCCAAUCACAGCUCCCAGCGGUAGAGGGGGAACCAGACCGGGGCUUGCCUGGGCAAUCAGUGCUGCCGCCUCCUGCAAGUUUUGCAGCCGCCGUUGGGAGUGUAAGGGGGGGGGAAGAAAACCUUCUGGAAAAUGGCUGGGGCAAUAAUCGAGAACAUGAGCACGAGAAAGCUCUGCAUUGUUGGGGGGAUCUUGCUGGUUUUCCAAGUCAUCGCCUUCCUGGUGGGAGGACUGAUCGCUCCACGUCCCACCGAGGCUGUGACCUAUGUGGCUAACAAAUGUGUAGAUGUGAGGAAGAAUCAUCACAAGACCAAAUGGUUUUUGCCCUGGGGACCAAAUCAGUGUAAAAAAAUCAGGGACUUUGAUGAAGCAAUAAGCAAGCAGAUAGAAGCCAACGACAUUGUGUUCUCCAUUCAUGCGCCUCAUCCUCCCAAUGAGAUGAGCCCUUGGUUCCAGUUCAUGCUCUAUGUUUUGCAAGUGGACAUUGCCUUCAAGAUGGACAACCAAAUUAAAGAAAAUGCAGAGAUCACAUUUAAUACUGUCGCUUGGGAUACCGUGGCGAGCAUGGUCAGUGAGUGGCGGCAAGGCAUCUGUAGGAAAAGAGCUCGGAAGCUCAAAUGUGUCUUUCCCCUUCCAAAAACUAAAGAGAAUGAAGGUAGCUACUAUGAAUGUGAGGUACUUGCUUUUAUGGAGAUUGGAACUGUUUCCCACAAAUUCUACCUUAUUAAUAUUCGGCUCCCUGUGCAUGAAAAGAAGGGCAUUAAUGUAGAAAUUGGAGAUAUAAGAGAUAUUCGUGUCGUGGGCAUCCAUCAAAAUGGAGGCUUUACAAAGGUGUGGUUUGCAAUGAAAACCUUCCUUACACCUAGCAUCUUCAUCAUCAUGGUGUGGUACUGGAGACGGAUCACAAUGAUGACACGAGCACCUGUCUUACUGGAAAAGUGCUUAUCUUUGCUAUUUGGGAUCUCCAUGACAUUCAUAAACAUCCCAGUGGAAUGGUUUUCUAUUGGAUUUGGGACUGGACGUGGAUGUUUGCUGUUUGGAGACAUUCGCUAGGGGACUCUUCUAUGCACAAUAGCUUCUGUCAUUUUGGAUCACAUCUUUUUUUGUGGAGAGCAUAUGAGAAUUAGGUGGUAGUAUGUAGAUCAGAAUGAACGAAACCGUUUCUCUAGCUACUGGAAACAAGUUGGGCCAAUUGCUAUAGGCGCCUUUUGUCUGUUUGUCUUUGACAUGUGUGAAAGAGGGGUGCAAUUAAAGAAUCCAUUCUACAGUAUCUGGACUACAGAUGUUGGUACAGAAUUGGCCAUGGCAUUUAUUAUCAUUGCUGGGAUCUGCUGUCUCUGUCUCUACGCUCUCUUGUUCCUGUGUUUUAUGGUGUUUCAAGUGUUCCGAAACAUCAGUGGGAAAGCAAUCCAGCCUCCCAGGCAAUGAAUAAAGCUACAUGAACUUCACUAUGAGGGGUUGAUCUUUAGGUUCAAGUUCUUGAUGCUGAUCACAUUGGCUUGUGCUGCCAUGACGGUAAUAUUUUUCAUUGUCAGCCAGGUGACCGAAGGCAAUUGGAAAUGGGGUGGCUACACAGUUGAAUUGAAUAGUGCCUUUUUCACGGGGAUUUAUGGAAUGUGGAACCUUUAUGUCUUUGCCCUAAUGUUCCUGUAUGCGCCUUCACACAAAAACUAUGGUGAAGAUCAGUCAAAUGGUGACUUGGGAGUAAAUAGUGGAGAAGAACUUCAGCUCACAACAACCAUCACCCAUGUUGAUGGACCAACAGAGGUUUACAAAAUGGCUCGCAAGAACGCCCAGGAGUAACUAAUAAAGCAUAGCUUAUCAAGCACAGACAGCAACACAUGAAAUGAUAGUAGUAUUUCCUAUGAAGGUGCAUGACUGAAAUCAUUCUAAAAGUGUUUGUGUAUUUCCACAGAACAGUAGCAAGGGGGGAAUGCUCCUUGAUAAUGAUGACCUUUGCAAUUAAUUAGACCCCUCCCCCUUCAUUACACUCCCAGUUUUGCUUUGGGUAUUAACCCAGGCCAAAAUGGGAGGGAGGGUUUAAUGAAAGGUCAGGUGCCCAUUUCCCUGGUCUGACUUUUAGGUCACUCCCAGAUUAACACAUGAGCUGCUCUCUAUGCUAUAGGAAAUCUUGGAAAACAAAUGAAUAUUCUAUGUGUUUCCUAAUCCAAAGUUUUGUUCUGCAUUUCCAAUGCCUAUAUUUAGACCCAUUUUGUGUUUUAUUUAUGUUGCAUGUAGCCAGCAUUGUUAAGUAUUUAUGUAUUUUGAUAAACUCUUCCAUGAAUUUUUACAGUUUAGUGUAAUACUCACUGCCUUUUGUAAAGUUUUGGUACAAAAAGAGCAUUUCGGCUUUAAAGUUGAAUGUCAUUUGCCGGUGCAUAUGUGUGCCUUGAGCACUAAUAGUUCUUCCUGGUGUAGAUCUCUCUCUCUCACACACACACACACUAAGUAUGCUUGUAUGAUGCAUGAUCCAUGGUAAAAUGGGAGGGAAGGUGGGGUUCAGGGUUUUGUUUUUAAUGCUGCAAAUAGUCUUGAGAAUAUUGUAGGUUUUUUUCUACUAUGAAUAAAUUAUACAUUAUUGUG
Messenger RNA from Sphaerodactylus townsendi, 2645 nucleotides. RefSeq names its product Wnt ligand secretion mediator (gene WLS). Lineage: Eukaryota; Metazoa; Chordata; Lepidosauria; Squamata; Sphaerodactylidae. Gene Ontology annotation, biological process: Wnt signaling pathway; intracellular protein transport; Wnt protein secretion. The record is from RefSeq and is a predicted model, not a curated record. Gene Ontology annotation, cellular component: endomembrane system; organelle membrane. Gene Ontology annotation, molecular function: Wnt-protein binding.